Messenger RNA from Sitodiplosis mosellana (orange wheat blossom midge), 1264 nucleotides. Its product is annotated as putative mediator of RNA polymerase II transcription subunit 26. The record is from RefSeq and is a predicted model, not a curated record. Lineage: Eukaryota; Metazoa; Arthropoda; Insecta; Diptera; Cecidomyiidae. The coding region runs from base 69 to 1082 and encodes 337 amino acids. The transcript has 4 exons.
GUCAAAAUGUCACAAUUUAAUUGUACGCUGAAAACAAGAACCAAGUGCACACAAUUUUCUUAGCAAAAAUGUAUCGCUUCAGGUUUGAAGAAGUAAUUGAAACCACCGUUAGCUAUUCGCCACGGAAAAAACUCAAAUCACAUUGUUUGAACUGUUCCAGAAAGAAAGCAGAGGAAACACUCAAAAGUACGAUGUCCGAGCAAACAAUUUGUAAUACUCAAGUUAACAAUAGUCAACCGCGAAAGAUUGGUUCCGUUGCGGAUAUCGAUCCAACAAGCGGUGUAUAUGGGUCGAUGGGAUACAACAGUUACGCGCAUCAAUCACAUUCUCAGCCACAACAGCAACUAUCACACCAUCACCAAUUACACUAUGCCCAGCAGCAGCAGCAGCAGCCACAAAUGUCAAUUUCGUCACAAAUGCAGCAACAGCAGCCAUCAACUUCUCAGUCGCAACAAGAACAAUCACAAAAUCAACAAUUUCACUUCCCUCAACAGAGCACUUCGUUUGAAUCAUCGCCAUCGAAAAUAGCAGACGUUUUAAAGGAUAAGUUUCAUGAAGUUAGUGAUGUCAUGAUGAAGGGAUCGCCACAGGACAGAAAAAAUCUUGCAAGUGUUUUAGUGUGCGCAAUGACGAAGAACAAAGAUCUAAGUGCUGCGAAAACAUCCACCAUUCGUCGACAAAUUCUAUUUGAAUCAUCGGAUGGUUCAUCGCUAAGCAGCCAAGAGAUGUUUGGAGUAUUUCAAAGGUUAAAGCCAAACGAUUUUCAAAGUUUCAAAGUAACGGUCUUGCCAUUGUUGUCGGCUUCGAGCCGAACACUUGCCGAAAACAUCAUCGGUAAUUUGGAAUACAUGGUGGAAGCAUUCAAUCAUGGCGGCACCAUUCAAAAAGAAGAAGAUUUGAACUCGGCCAUAUGCCAUCUCCAGAAAAACUUUGAAUAUUACCGAACAAAUAGAUCUUUUCCCGGGGUACGUGAUCUGAUGAUUGGUCAUUUGUUAGGUAAUGGUAUAAUUAAAAUCAAAGAUAAGUCGAGAUUUACAAAAGUGAUGAAUUAUAUGUCAGGGUUAACAACAACAGAGCAAUAGAUUCCAUUUUUGUUCAAUUUACAUACUUGCAAUUGCGAAUGGUUGUACACACGAAAAAUUCCAUUUCCAAAAACAAUUUCUAAAACAAUGCAAAUCAUAGAAUUUUCAAGUAAGAAGAAGAUUAUUGUGUUCAUAGGUAUAACUCCUUUUUUUUCCUACAAAAAUAAACAUCACCAUGCAAA